Pseudoliparis swirei is the source of this 891-nucleotide messenger RNA. RefSeq names its product homeobox B5b (gene hoxb5b). Gene Ontology annotation, biological process: anterior/posterior pattern specification; regulation of transcription by RNA polymerase II. Gene Ontology annotation, molecular function: DNA-binding transcription factor activity, RNA polymerase II-specific; RNA polymerase II cis-regulatory region sequence-specific DNA binding. Gene Ontology annotation, cellular component: nucleus. The record is from RefSeq and is a predicted model, not a curated record. Bases 1 to 891 code for a protein of 296 amino acids. The transcript is spliced from 2 exons. NCBI's taxonomy places the organism in Eukaryota, Metazoa, Chordata, Actinopteri, Perciformes, Liparidae.
AUGAGCUCUUACUUUGUAAACUCGUUCUCAGGGCGCUAUCCAAAUGGCUCCGACUAUCAGUUACUAAAUUAUGGGACUAACGGCGCUGUGAGCGGCUCCUUCAGAGACCCUGGCACCAUGCACUCCGGGUCUUUCGGCUACAACUACAAUGGCAUGGACCUUACGGUGAACCGCACCAACAACGGCGGCCACUUCGGGGCCGUGAGGGAGGACGCCCGCGGAUUCGCGCCGGACGCCCGGUACAGACAGACGGCCGACUGCUCGCUCGCGUCUCCAGACCCGGCGCCGCCGUCGUGCGCCACGGCCAGCCACGAGCCGCUGGAACUAAAGAGAUCCUCUCCUCCCUCUGACCGGAGCUCGACCUCGAGCGGCAACAAUCUCAACAAAAACAACAACAAUAACAACAACAACAACGGCAGUGUCGGUGGCAGCGGCAACGGCGCGCUAUUCACGGAGAUAGAGGACGCCACCGGCGCCUCCGAGACCGAGGAAGGCGCACACCGCAGCGGCGGCUCCAGCUCGGCACCACGGGCGCAGCAGCAGCACCACCAGGAUCCCAACGCCACCUCCUCCACUCCCUCAUCAAAUGAUUGCCAAUCGCCACAAAUAUUCCCCUGGAUGCGGAAACUGCACAUAAGCCAUGAUAUGACUGGACCGGAUGGGAAAAGGGCCCGAACUGCGUACACCCGGUACCAGACGCUAGAGCUGGAGAAAGAGUUUCACUUCAAUCGGUACCUCACCAGGCGGCGGAGGAUAGAGAUAGCGCACGCUCUGUGCCUCUCCGAAAGACAGAUCAAAAUAUGGUUUCAGAACCGCAGGAUGAAGUGGAAGAAGGACAAUAAGCUGAAAAGCAUGAGUCUGGUGACGGGAGGCAGCGCCUUCCACAACUGA